AUCAAUAACCCCACUUACUAAAUUAGGCCAUUUAAAAAAAUGAUAAUAAAAUCCGUAUAUAAAAAAGAGAAGUGAGCCCUUUUUUUUUUCUUGUUUCUCUCAUCCUUUCUCUUUUUUUUACAUAAAUAUAUGACUGCUACAUCAUUCUAUCUUAACAACACAACUCCUAAGCGUGCCAUCUCACCAGUAGACAAGGCUAAUAUUCCAAGACCCUACAAAUGUCCUAUUUGUCCCAAGUCAUUCUAUCGUCUUGAACAUCAAACUCGCCAUAUUCGUACACACACAGGAGAAAAGCCUCAUCAAUGUACUUUCCCUGGCUGUGCUAAAAAGUUUUCACGUUCUGAUGAAUUAACUCGACAUGUUCGUAUUCAUACUUCACCUAACAAAAGACGUGUACGCAAACAACAACAACAACAACAGCAACCAAAGAAGGCUAUUCAACAACCUAUUAUGCUUGUAGCAAGAUCAAUGCCACCUUCUCCUGCACUCUCUACAAGUUCUAAUUUCUCUCAUCAUUCAGAUAAUGACGAUAUGAUAUUUACACCUGAUCAAAGUCCUACUUUAUCACCUCAUACCAUUUUAUCACCUAUUGGAUCUCCCAAGUUAUCUAUGUUAAAACUCGCACCUUUGGAAUGCAACCAUGAUCAUCCUGUGGUGUCUCGUCCAUUUUCAUCUCCCGCUACUCCUUCAAGUCUGUUGGAUCUAUUAGAUAGACCUCCUCAAGCUCGUGUCUUGCCUCCUAUUACUAUGUCUUUAAAGCCUUCAUCAUUACCUUCUAUUCAUUCUAUUGUUCAAUUUUAAUCGCAUUUCAUAUAUUCAUAUAGUUACACCAUUCGUUUUAUGUAGAAUUAUUUCCUUUUUCUUUUUAUUGUAUAGACAUCCCUCUCUCCCCUUUAUAUAUAUAUACGACUUCAAGAUUCACCCCACUCCCUCUUUUUUCUAUGUACAUAUAUAAAAUAAAAAAAUAUUGUAUUCAGCAGUGAUCCA
This is a messenger RNA of Gilbertella persicaria, 987 nucleotides long. RefSeq lists its product as uncharacterized. The record is from RefSeq and is a predicted model, not a curated record. NCBI's taxonomy places the organism in Eukaryota, Fungi, Mucoromycota, Mucoromycetes, Mucorales, Choanephoraceae. Gene Ontology annotation, cellular component: nucleus; cytoplasm. The coding region runs from base 130 to 801 and encodes 223 amino acids. The transcript has a single exon. Gene Ontology annotation, molecular function: RNA polymerase II cis-regulatory region sequence-specific DNA binding.